Mugil cephalus (flathead mullet) is the source of this 1074-nucleotide messenger RNA. It is a transcript of the gene stc1l, whose product is annotated as stanniocalcin 1, like. The record is from RefSeq and is a predicted model, not a curated record. Gene Ontology annotation, cellular component: extracellular region. NCBI's taxonomy places the organism in Eukaryota, Metazoa, Chordata, Actinopteri, Mugiliformes, Mugilidae. Gene Ontology annotation, molecular function: hormone activity. Bases 63 to 833 code for a protein of 256 amino acids. Gene Ontology annotation, biological process: intracellular calcium ion homeostasis. The transcript is spliced from 5 exons.
AACCACCUCCUCCUCCUCCUCCUCCUCCAUCAUCAUCCACCAUCAACACCAUCCUCCUCAUCAUGCUCCCCGGCUCCGCUCUGCUCCUCCUCCUCGUCCUCAGCGCCGCCUCAGGCUUCGAGCUGCUGCCGGAGGAGGCCGCUCCUCGACGGGCACGAUUCUCCGCGAACAGCCCGAGUGACGUAGCCAGAUGUCUGGGCGAUGCUGUGGCCGUGGGCUGUGGAUUCUUCUCAUGUUUGGAAAACUCAACCUGCGACACCGAUGGGAUGCAUGAACUCUGCGAACUGUUCCUCCACUCGGCCGCCAGCUUCAACACUGAGGGGAAAACCUUUGUCAAGAAGAGUCUGCACUGCAUCUCCCAGGGAAUCUCCAACAAAGUCUUCCAGACCAUCCGCCGCUGCAACAUCUUCCAGAGGAUGAUCGCUGAGGUUCAGGAGGAGUGUUACACCAACCUCGACAUCUGCACCGUGGCUCGGACCAACCCGGACGCCUUCGGAGACGUGGUGCAGGUGCCAGCUCACUUCCCCAACAGGUACUACAGCACUCUGCUGCAGACCCUCCAGGCCUGCGAUGAGCAGACGGUGGCGGCGGUGAGGGCCGGAGUCAUCGCCCGGCUCGGCCCGGACAUGGAGACCUUCCUCCAGCUGGUCCAGAACAAACCCUGCACCGGCGGCUCCGGCUCGGCCGCCUACAACAACCCGUCCAGCUGGAGGAACAUGCCCGUGUUCAACGUCCAGCCCGGCUUCAGGGGCCGGGACCCCACCCACCUGUUCGCCAGGAAGAGAUCCGUGGACAACCUGGAGCGGGAGGGAGGGGCUAAAGACGAGGAGUAGAUGCGCUUCAGCCACACGCACGGAGGUUUAUCACUGAUUCGGAUGAAUAUUUAUUUUGAGGUUAAUUUAUGAGGCUGCGGAGGUGAGACGGCGCCCCACGCUGGCCGUGGAGCUCUCUGCCUCCGCUCUGCUGGUCUGGGAUCACUUUAACUUAUACGAAUGUUUAAUAGAUGUUGAAUAGACCAGAAAUGUGGGCGCGGGCUGGUUUUGGGUGUUAGAAAUAAAAGACGUGAUGAAACGA